This is a messenger RNA of Salvia hispanica, 1943 nucleotides long. RefSeq names its product BAT2 domain protein. The record is from RefSeq and is a predicted model, not a curated record. NCBI's taxonomy places the organism in Eukaryota, Viridiplantae, Streptophyta, Magnoliopsida, Lamiales, Lamiaceae.
UGAUAGCGGACACCAUUUCAAUUCAAAACAGAACCAUAAAAAUAGGCGAUUCCCCCAAGUUAAUUCGACUUCUCAAUUCAGUUUGUCGAAAAGUUAUUGCUCGAAUAAAUCAAAUUAAUACUCAGUUUUGUAUAUUUAGUGUUCAUGGCUGACGACUCGAAGAAAUGCGAAUCUGAAGUGAAGCCCGAAACCGAAGAAAGUACCGCCGCGGAAGCACAGAAGUUAUCUCCGAAGAAAGAGGCUGCCUUAGGCGGCGGCGGAUGGGGCGGAUGGGGAUUUUCUCUUUCGUAUCUCUCGGAUCUUCAGAAAGCUGCCGCUGAGGCCGCUGAAGAGAUCUCUCGCAAUGCUGUUGAGGCUGCCAGGACAGCAGCAAAGAGCAUUUCAGAGACAGUGGAUGAAGAUUCGGAAUCUUCCAAGGAAGAUAACACAGAAGUGUCUGCUGCAGAAGAGGAAACUGAUGAUGAGCAUGAUAAGCAGCGGAAAGAAGCUCUGGCUAAAUUAGAGAAAGCCAGCGAGGAUUCCUUCCUUAGUCAAGGUUUGAAGGUUAUUGAUACAUCUGUGGAAACCUUUGCCUCGGGUGCUUGGCAAGCUCUUGGAACUGCAUGGAAAGGGCUUGAGAAUUCAGCUACAAAUUUAGCUGAUUCAAUUCAACAUGGCAGUCUACCUGGCUCAGCUGGUUCUGUUGCACCAUCCUUAUUAGAGACUGGAAAAGCUUUUACAGCUAAGGGUAUGCAUGUGCUAGAGCAAGUUGGAAAAGAUACUAUGGAUCUUAUAAUUUCAGAAACUGGGAUCCUAGUUGACAAUAAAUCUGAUGGUAAUGGAGAUGAAGAUCAAUUAUUUGAAGAAAUUUCAUUUGAUAGGUGCUUCUAUAUUUAUGGAGGUCCAGAACAGUUGGAGGAAUUGGAGGCACUAUCCAACCACUAUGCAUUGUUAUACAACCGAAGAAAGGCUAAACUAUCUUCGGAAGAAAACUCUAUUUAUGAUGGGAAGUUGAAAGAAGUCCAAAGCAUAUUUGACUUAGGCUCUGAACUUGAUGGCAAUGUUAAAUAUUCAGAGAAAGGGAAGGAAAAAGAGGCUGGAAAUGAUGAAAGCAUGAAUGAAUUGAAAAAAUUGCAUGAUUCAAGUGUUCGCAAGGCUGCUGAAUUGGCUUCUGGUUUUGCAAGUGCUUUGGCUGGACUGGCUCCAAAUGACAUCAUUCAGAGAACUUCCGGAAGGCUCGACACUAUUCACUCAGAGGGUGUUCAUAGGCUCUCUGAAAUUUGCUGUUUUGCGGUAACUCAUCUUCUGAUGCUUGGGAAGUCCAUCAUAUCCAAUGCAAACAAACUCCAACAUCAAGAGAUUGAGGAGGAAACAUUGAAAAUUGAUUGGCCUGAGGAUUCUGUUGAAAGAGCCAAGAUUAUCAGAACAAAGGCACAAUCAGUAACAGAGAAUAUGGAAGCUGUCUUCAAUGGUUUCAUUACUGGCAUAUCAGAAGUAACAGAAUCGUACUCAGCAGCCAUGAAAAGUGCUGCUGAGUCACAAGGUCUUCCUGAGAAGUCGAUUGAGGAAAAGGCGUGUUUGUUCACUGAGAAUCUUCGAACUGAUCAUAGCACAGCUGUGGGUAAAAUGCAGGAUGGACUUCAGUAUUUGACAUACUUGGUUAUCACUACCUCAAUACCUGCUGCUGUGUGAAAGUCGGAAAAAGUACUACUUGCAAAAUGCAUUCCACUUCCAUUUGUAAAUAGUCUCUAAAUCUUUGUUCGAUUUGCCUGCCCCAUUAUGUAGCAACUUCAUUUCACAAUUAUGUUCUUUAGCUAUAUCUCAACUCCCGCUGUUUUAUUCAAGGGAAGAAAAUAAAAUACCAAGUUCGAUGAUGCCCAAGUACAAUUUGUUAUUGUUAAUGAAAUGUUUUGAAUACUCGACUUUUUAGCAGUCAAAGGUUGUGAAAAAUGCUUAAAGCUCAA